Molecule: messenger RNA, 1062 nt
Organism: Paramecium pentaurelia
Lineage: Eukaryota; Ciliophora; Oligohymenophorea; Peniculida; Parameciidae
Source: the annotation of a GenBank genome assembly
AAUGAUGCUCAUAGAUCCAUAGAAUAAGCUACUUUAAACAUAGAUUAUGGAUUUAAUCAUGUAAUUAUAUAUAUAAUGAGUUUAGGAAAAAGGAUCCAAGAAUUGUGGUUGCAAAGGAUUACAAUUAUUCAUGCACAAAAUUGUAAUAUAAGGAAAAUGGUAGAUUAUUUUUAUCAUUUACUUGUUUUAAUUUUAAUGAGAUAUUCAGUAUAGCAGGUAAUUACAUGAUUGAUAAAUAUUAUAAGGGUAAUUAAUUAUUUAUAAAUUAUAGAUUACACUAAAGAAGAUCCAGAUGUUGGAUUUCAUUUGACAUUUUCAUUUAAUGUUUAAUCAGCUAAAGAAGAACCUAAGAUUCAAAAAAAUGCAACUGAAGCAGAAAAAGCUGAAAUUUAAGAAAUUAAAUUAUAGAUAAGAGCAGAAAAUUAGAAAUUGUUUGAGAAAGUCACUAAAGAUUUUUCAUAAAUAAGAAGAAAUUUUUAUGCAUCUGCAUUUGAAUAGGCAUUUGAUCAAAUCAAUAAAGGACAAACAGCUUCUAAAUUUAAAUAUUAAAGUAGAGAGAAUGAAGUUGUUUAUGCUAUUCCUGAUUAAGAUGCUUUGAAUAUAUUCUAUGAAAUAUCAUUUUCUGAUAAUGUAGAUAAAACAUUAGCUAAUUUAAUAAUUACAGAGAUAAUUGAUGCUAAGAAAAAUGUUAAGAUGGCACCACCUAUUUCAAGAUCUAAUUAUUAAUCAUCUAUAUUAAAAUCAGCAUUUCCAGAAGUUUAAAAUAUCAAAGUGGAUCCAAAUUCAUAAUUAAUAACAAUGACAUUAUUUAAGGCAUAACAUUUUAGUAAGAAUAUAGAAUAAUUAUCUACAUUUUUAUAAGGAUUUAGGUAAUUAUAAUAUUUAUAAUUAUAAUUAGAUAAUAUUUACAUUAUCAUAUUCAUGCUUCUAAGACCUAUUUACAUUCUAGAAUUAUUAAAAGAAUAAGUCAAUUCUAAAGAAGUUUAUAAUUAUGUUAAUUUGAACCUGAAGUAGAAAAGAAAACUGAAGAUAUUUUCACAUCAUCUGGUGUAAAAGCAUGAA